CCACGCACCAAGCAAAACAAAAAUUGUAAACAAUUCACGAAUUUCGCGCAAAUUUAGCUUAAAAACAAGAAGAUAAUAUAAAAAUGUUGGCCCUGCCUGAUCCUGCUGCUGGAGCCAUACCGGACAAGGCGUGGCAGCCACAUUUUGUGACCCUGGAAACGAGCAUGGGCGAAGUCACUGUGGAACUGUACUGGAAGCAUGCCCCCAACACGUGCCGCAACUUUGCGGAGCUCUCACGGCGGGGAUACUACAACAAUGUGGUUUUUCAUCGCAUCAUUCGAGAUUUCAUGAUCCAAGGCGGCGAUCCCACGGGUACUGGACGCGGCGGCACCUCCAUCUAUGGCGCAGAGUUCGGGGAUGAGCUGCAUGGCGAUCUCAAGCACACGGGCGCCGGCAUUCUGUCCAUGGCAAACAGCGGCCCGGACACAAAUGGCUCACAAUUUUUCAUCACUUUAGCGCCCACCCAAUGGCUGGACGGAAAACACACGAUCUUUGGUCGGGUGUACACGGGCAUGGAGGUGGUGAAGCGCAUAGGCAUGGUGGAGACGGACAAGAACGACAAGCCAGUGGAUCCACUGCGGAUAGUCAAGGCCAAGGUGGAGAAGCUUUGAAGGAAGCCGCAGGAGGAAGAUUUUGUAAUUUGU
Molecule: messenger RNA, 644 nt
Organism: Drosophila subobscura
Lineage: Eukaryota; Metazoa; Arthropoda; Insecta; Diptera; Drosophilidae
Gene: Cypl
Product: peptidyl-prolyl cis-trans isomerase-like 1
Exons: 2
Coding region: 84-611 (175 amino acids)
Biological process (GO): protein peptidyl-prolyl isomerization; protein folding
Cellular component (GO): catalytic step 2 spliceosome
Molecular function (GO): peptidyl-prolyl cis-trans isomerase activity
Source: RefSeq, a predicted model, not a curated record